ACGCGCGCAUAAAGGCGACAGAAGAGGAGAGUCGCUUCAGUAUACAAGUAGAAGACAGGGAUGGAUCACAGACCGGCGGAUUUCGCACUUUGUGGACGCGCAAAAGCAGUCUUUUAGUGCACUGCAUCCUGGAAUAUUCUUCCAUUCACAUCUCACUCUCUUUCACAAUUUGCCAUUUAUAGAUCAAACAAGUCUCUGGUGCACCAAAACAGUUUUGCUUUUCGCGCAUAAUCAUGUUUUUUUUGCUAAGGUCAGUUCUUCUUGUUAAUGUGUUAUAUGUUCAAUGGGAAAUUGUUGGUUCAAUGCAGAGUCAGUUGUGCGAACCCGUCAGACUGGACCACCAGAGAUAUGUAGAGAACAGUUUAGUCGGUGUUGAAGAGAACGCGUUGCCACAAAGAGUUGUAUUCAAAAUAAGUGCAUUCGAACAAGAUUUUGUACUCGAAUUGCAGUCGGACUUCAGUUUCAUUGCCCCAGGCUUCUCUGCACACACAGACGCAACUACUCAAAAUUCAGCUCAGAGUGAAGAUUUGAGCCGGUGUUUCUAUGCCGGCGAGGUGAAUUCUGACCCCCUGUCCUACGCAGCGCUGAGUUUAUGCAAAGGCUUGCAGGGGGCUUUCGGCUAUGAUGGCUGGGAAUACUUCAUCAAGCCGGCGUUCAACGACACCACCUCAACAACCGACUGGGAAAAUGUGGAUGCGCAUCUUAUCAGACGCCGGUCUAACGCAAAUCUGAAUGGAACUUCCACUUCAAGGUGCGGUGUGGACAGCGGUGUGACCUACACCGUUGCACAGUCUUUGGCAAAGUUUAAACACCUGAAGGAGCAACACAUUAGUCACCUGAGAAAUCGCUCGAAAAGGUUUGUCUCCAUUCCGCGUUAUGUAGAGACAUUAGUGGUGGCCGAUGAGUCCAUGGCUAAAUUCCAUGGUGACGACCUGAAGCAUUACGUGCUGACUUUAAUGUCGGUGGCAGCUAAGCUUUACAAACAUCCCACCAUUCUCAACUCUAUCAACAUCGUGGUCGUCAAGUUUAUGGUGAUUAACGAGGAAGAGAAAGGACCCAAGGUGUCCGGGAACGCAGCGAUGACCCUGCGUAAUUUCUGCACCUGGCAAAAGAAGCUGAACAAAAACAACGACAAGCACCCGGAGUAUUGGGAUACGGCCAUCCUGUUCACAAAAGAGGACCUGUGUGGAUCCUCAACUUGUGACACACUGGGUAUGGCAGAUGUAGGCACUAUGUGUGAUACCAAGAGAAGCUGCUCUGUAAUUGAAGAUGAUGGGUUGCCAUCUGCCUUCACUACUGCCCAUGAGCUUGGACACGUCUUUAAUAUGCCACAUGACAAUGUUAAGGCAUGUGAGGAGGUGUUUGGUAAGCUGCAGGACAAUCACAUGAUGUCUCCCACUCUGAUUCGUAUCAAUCGCACCAGUCCCUGGUCCCCAUGCAGUGCUGCCAUUAUAACUGAUUACCUGGACAGUGGAUACGGUGAUUGUCUCUUGGACCAACCUCAGAAACCUUUAACUCUACCAGAAGUGCUCCCUGGUGCAUCAUAUGGUUUAGAGCGGCAGUGCGAGCUUGCCUUCGGAGCUAGUUCAAAGCCAUGCCUGUUCAUGCAGGCACCAUGUCAGCGCUUAUGGUGCACAGGGAAGACUCGUGGGCAACUGGUGUGCCAGACAAGACACUUUCCGUGGGCAGAUGGAACUAGCUGUGGGGAUGGACAGCUCUGCAUGCGUGGUACCUGUGUAGAGAAACAGGAGAUCUCCAAAACUAAGUUGGAUGGCAGAUGGGGUAAAUGGGGACCAUUUGGAACAUGCUCCAGAACUUGUGGAGGUGGAGUGCAGCUGUCAAAAAGAGAGUGUGACAACCCCGUGCCAGUUAAUGGGGGCAAAUACUGCCAAGGAGUGAGGGUCAAAUACCGUUCCUGCAACCUCACCCCAUGCCUCGACACAGGAAAGAGCUAUCGUGAGAAACAGUGUGAAGCUUACAAUGGGUUUAAUCUAAACACUAACCGGCUUACCCCCUCUGUGGUAUGGGUACCCAAAUAUUCUGGUGUUUCCAUCAAAGAUAUGUGCAAGCUGAUUUGCAGGGCAAAUGGAACAGGCUACUUCUACGUUCUUGCCCCAAAGGUUGUUGAUGGAACACCAUGUUCUCCUGACUCCUCAUCAGUCUGUGUCCAAGGUAAAUGCAUCAAGGCAGGCUGUGAUGGAAAACUAGGCUCCAAUAAGAAGUUUAACAAGUGUGGUGUCUGUGGAGGAGAUAACAAGAAUUGCAAGAAGAUCUCAGGCCUUUUCACCAAGCCUGCACAUGGUUACAAUUUUGUGGUCAUGCUUCCCAUUGGAGCCUCCAACAUCGACAUCAGGCAGCGUGGCUACAAGGGCAUUUUGAGUGAUGACAACUAUCUAGCCGUCAAGAACAGCCAGGGAAAGUACCUGCUAAAUGGAAACUAUGUGGUGUCUGCAAUGGAGAAGGAUAUUCUAGUAAAAGGAAGCUUGCUUCGUUACAGUGGAACCGUCGGUUCCUCUGAGACUCUCCAGACAGUGAAGCCUCUUGGUGAGGCCCUGAUAAUUGAAGUGUUGUCUGUGGGCCAGAUGACACCUCCACGCAUCCGCUAUUCCUUCUACUUACCACGGGAGAGUAAAGAUACCAAGGUGCAAAAGAAGCAUGAAAAUACACAUGCCGAAAACAGUGUGCUUAGGGAAGAGGGAGGAAUCAAUAAAGGUGGAAAAGAGUCAGAUCUGCUCAAGGACAACAUCUCACCAUCUUACAUCAAAGAUAGCCUACCAUCACCGGGGAAGUGGGUGGCAGCAGUAUGGGACAUGUGCUCAGUUACCUGCGGUAAUGGGCUCCAGAGGAGAAUGGUGCAGUGUCUUGUUGCAGAUGGUGGGCCUGGGGUGGACUGUGACCCUGCCCAUAAGCCUAGUACUAUUCAGGUAUGUGGAGACCCUUGCCCCAUGUGGGAAGUGGGUGACUGGUCCCCCUGCUCCAAAACCUGUGGGAAGGGAUUCAAACGGCGCCUGCUUCGCUGUGCUACAAAUACAGGAAAGCUGCUACCCAGAGAGCACUGUGCAGGCAAGAAGAAGCCACAGGAGCUGGACUUCUGUUCACUAACUCCUUGUAAAUAAUCCUUACCUACCUUUCCUCCUGUCAUUAAUUCCAUACAUGGACCUUCCAUUUUGUCAAAUUACUUAUUCAGAGAAUAGAGAAAAGAACAAACAAAAAGACACUGUUCUGGUUCAUAUUUUUUAUUGCCUCAUCUGCCUGAAAAUGGGAAAGAUUAAAUGAACAUCCAUAGAAACAUUAUGAGGCAGACAACUGAGGUCAUUUGAUAAAUAGGCUUGAACACAAAUGCAAAAGUAUUCUACCUCGAAUUGUAACCAAAUUGUUAAUUGAUAUAAUUCAUGCAAUAUAUACCAUGUCUUCUGAAGCAAUACAACCACUUUGUGUGAUGAACAGAAUACAAUUUAAGUUGUGUUUUUCUAUCAAAUCUUGUGACCAAACAUGGAAUAUGACAUCAUGAUAUUUGGUCACAAAACUCGAUGAACACCAAUGAGGUUUGAUGUUAUCGUGUAGCUGCCAUAUUUUAUUUUUAAAUGCUUUAUUAAUGAUUUGAUUUGAGGGUUAAAGGCUUAAAUUUUGUUCUGUUCAGUACAUAAAGUGAUUGUAUCUCUUCAGACAACCUGGAAUGUAGUCGAGUUUAUAUAUAUAUAUAUAUAUAUAUAUAUAUAUAUAUAUAUAUAUAUAUAUAUAUAUAUAUAUACAUACAUACAUACAUACAGUAUGUAUAUUAUUUUUAAGAGAGAAAGUCAUGCCUGUUUGGAGCAAGUAAAGUUAGGGUGAGUAAAUAAUAACAGAAUUUUGGGUGAACUAUCCCUUAAACUGAAUGGAUACUUUUUCCACAAACAUCCUUGUAAAAAAUCUCUAUUUGUGUGAGCAACUGAUGUUUGAAAUUAUCUUUAAUGAAUGCUUGCAGUGAAAGCUAUCCCAAACACUGAUAUGCCCCAUCUGAGUUAACAGAAACAUUCCACAGGGUAUAUAAUAAACUAACCCAGAAAAUGCCUUUGUACUGCAUGGAACUGGUUGCAACUAUAUACCCUUUGAUUCUCUCUUUUCUCCAAAGCACAGAUAAUGGUGAAUAGUGAAUUGGGAAAAUUAACUGCAUCAAGAUAAACAUCCAAGGAUGAGACCGGAGUAUUUGAAUAGGAGGUUAAUAUUUGCAAAAAAUGGUUUACUGGUUUAUUUGUUUUUCAAAUUUUUUUAGAAUCUUGCUAUACUACAAAACCAACAACAUCCCAGCAGCUCUCUCCUAUUUUUGCUUGAGGAAUUUAAAUUCUUUGUGUCAACAAACAGACUUAAUAUUAGCAUUUUUUGCAGCUCACAACAAGUAGAGCAAGGAAGCAGGUUAUCCCUGUGCUUUACAUCAUGUAGAUAAAAUAAGUCACUAUUUUGGUAAUGUGACUAGAAGUCUACUUUUCCAAGCACAACUACAUUCCAUCAAGCCCUUGCAUGCAAUCCAAGGGUCAACUUUUACUCACACUUUUACACAGUAACUCAAGAUGGGCCAUUUUGACAAAGUGCAGAUCAUGGAAAUAUUUAAGAUGUAAAAGAUGUAUUAGCCCCUUCAAAUAAAACAGCCAGGAGAAUGCCUUACAUAUACAAGGCCUGUGUUUUAUCAUUAAGCAUGUGUUAGCAUGUUUGCCUUCUAUCCUUAGACAUUUUUGCAUGUCCUUUCAUCUCCUUCAAGCCCUCACUGUUAUUUAUCUCAACAAACCUAGUUUUUCUGGCCAGCAUAUUUCUUGCUGUCAACCAUGUUCUGUACUGCCAAACACAUUCUCUCCUCAUCCAGUUUUCAGCCAGAGAUCUUUUUUUGUUUGUUGUAAUGCUGUUUAGCGAACAUGUCCUCCUCUUCUCUACCUACCACAGAGCCAGAGGUGCAGCUGCUAUAAUCAUGCCCUGUCUGGUACAGUUGCCAUUGUAACUAAGUUAUUAUGACUAUUAAAAUGAAUUUUGAGCGCUGGUGGCACAAGGUUGUGUUGUGCCCUGUGCUUCAGUGGCAAGUCAUUCGUUGUAUACAGUACAUGAAAAUCCCUGUAAUACACUAAACAUUUUACAUUUGUGAUCAAGGUUCUUCAGAGUGACCAUAUCGUCCAUCUAAAAGAUGGUUUCUGUAUUACUAUUUUUUUCUUUUGCACUUUUGUACAGCAAAAGAUUUUAAUGUCCUGCAUGGGCUUGUAUACCAUGUAUACAUCCAUCUGGUUGUGCACAGACAAGUCAUGUAAAUACCUAUUAUGUCUUGUUAUACAUAAAUACAAACAAAACAUUUCCCUCAUCAAUGCUUCAAGGUAUUUAUUCCAAAUAAAACAUAUAGAAAUA
Messenger RNA from Myxocyprinus asiaticus (Chinese sucker), 5364 nucleotides. RefSeq names its product A disintegrin and metalloproteinase with thrombospondin motifs 15-like. The transcript has 8 exons. Gene Ontology annotation, biological process: proteolysis; extracellular matrix organization. The record is from RefSeq and is a predicted model, not a curated record. Lineage: Eukaryota; Metazoa; Chordata; Actinopteri; Cypriniformes; Catostomidae. Gene Ontology annotation, molecular function: metalloendopeptidase activity; zinc ion binding. Bases 234 to 3116 code for a protein of 960 amino acids.